AUGCCGGCGCCAGCGGCAGUGCCCAUGACGCCGGGCUUGUCGAGCUAUAUUCAAUCCUUAAAGCAAAAUACAGUAGAGGCGUCGACGGAGAAUCUAAUCACACUCCUAAAACGCCGACAAAUCCAGCAGCCGCACUCAUGCGCGCUGGCCACAGCACAUCUCCUCCUCCGGGCGAUGCACACCAACAAAUCCAAUGACCCGGCGACGCUGAUCGACCAUGUGAAGCGGAUCGGGAGACGGCUCGUGUCCGAGCAGCCCAAGCAAUUGAUCGUGGGAAAUAUCACCCGCCGUGUCCUAGGCAUGAUGAGAGAUGAGGCCGAGGGCUUGAAACGGGACUGGGGCAUGAUGAGCGAUGCUGGAUCGGACGAUACGCGCCCGCACACCCCACCCCAGGGCAGCUUCAGCAACCAGGCGCGCCUGUCGACACACGCCAGUGGUGCCCUCGAGAAGCUAUCGCACCUGGAUUCGCUUGAGAGACCCUCGUCUACGGGUCCAGUUGCGGCCGCUCCCGCGCUCCCGGGAACCUCCAUGUUUAAUCUGCUUUCAUAUCCGCCCGAAUCCACCGACCCUAAUUCACCAAUCACCAUAUCUCGAGGGGAUCCGGAAACGGGCGAUGACAAGCCGAGGGAUUAUCGAGGUGAAGUGUUUGAUGGUAUAAAAGAGAUCCUGGAAGAACUCAACCAGGUCAAUGACCAGAUCGCCGCCUACGCGCUCGAGCACAUACACUCAAACGAGGUGAUCCUCACGCACACUGCGUCGACCACAGUGCAAAAGUUCCUCCUUAAAGCCGCCGCGAAGCGGAAAUUUACCGUGAUCCAAGUAGAAUCAUAUCCGAACAACCACGAAGAUACCCAUGCAACAGUGACCGGCAUUAGCAGCGGAGACGAGGAACGAUUAACGCCCGAAGCGUUCCAGAAGCCAUUGAUUGCCCAAGGCAUCACAGUUAUACUGAUUCCGGAUUCUGCAAUAUUCGCCCUGAUGUCCCGGGUAAACAAGGUCAUUCUCGGAACAGACUGUGUUCUCGCCAACGGGGGUUUGGUCGCUGCAGCGGGGACCCGGCUCAUUGCUAACGCUGCUAAAGCACACCAGACACCGGUGGUUGUUGUGAGUGGAGUGUACAAGCUGAGUCCGGUGUAUCCGUUUGACCAUCGGUCGCUUGUUGAAUACGGAGACCCGAGUGCUGUGCUCCCGUAUGAGGAUGGAGAGUUGAUGGAUACUAUCAGCGUGCUCAAUCCUCUAUCGGAUUACGUGCCUGCUGAGCUUAUCGAUCUUUACAUUACGAAUGUGGGAGGACAUGCACCGUCGUAUCUGUACCGAAUUGUUGCGGAUCACUAUCGCAGUGAGGAUGUCAACUUGUGA
Molecule: messenger RNA, 1359 nt
Organism: Uncinocarpus reesii 1704
Lineage: Eukaryota; Fungi; Ascomycota; Eurotiomycetes; Onygenales; Onygenaceae
Exons: 3
Coding region: 1-1359 (452 amino acids)
Biological process (GO): translational initiation
Cellular component (GO): eukaryotic translation initiation factor 2B complex
Molecular function (GO): guanyl-nucleotide exchange factor activity; translation initiation factor activity
Source: RefSeq, a predicted model, not a curated record